Molecule: messenger RNA, 1053 nt
Organism: Molossus molossus (Pallas's mastiff bat)
Lineage: Eukaryota; Metazoa; Chordata; Mammalia; Chiroptera; Molossidae
Product: peptidyl-prolyl cis-trans isomerase A-like
Exons: 1
Coding region: 114-455 (113 amino acids)
Biological process (GO): protein peptidyl-prolyl isomerization
Molecular function (GO): peptidyl-prolyl cis-trans isomerase activity
Source: RefSeq, a predicted model, not a curated record
AGCUGUUUGCGGACAAAGUUCCAAAGACGGCAGAAAACUUUCGUGCUCUGAGCACUGGGGAGAAAGGAUUUGGUUAUGAAGGUUCCUCCUUUCACAGAAUUAUUCCAGGAUUUAUGUGCCAGGGUGGUGACUUCACACGCCAUGAUGGCCCAGGCGGCAAGCCCAUCUAUGGGGAGAAAUUUGAUGAUGAGAAUUUCAUCCUGAAGCACACGGGUCCUGGCAUCUUGUCCAUGGCAAAUGCUGGGCCCAACACAAAUGGAUCCCAGGUUCUCAUCUGCACUGCCAAGACUGAGUGGUUGGAUGGCAAGCACGUGGUCCUCGGCCAGGUGAAAGACGGCACGGAUGUUGUGACAGCCAUGGAGAGCUUUGGGUCCAGGAAUGGCAAGACCAGCAAGAAGAUCACCAUCGCUGACUGUGGACAACUCUCAGCGAUGGUGACUUGUGUUUUAUCUUAACUACCAGACCAUUCCUUCUGUAGCUCAGGAGAGCCACCCCUUCGCGCCCAUCUGCUUGGAAUGUCUAUAAUAUUCACGCUCUUGCCGCAGUUCGUUGAGUUCCAUGUUUUCUUCACUCUUUGCAAGUCUAGCUGGAUUGCAGAGUUAAGUUUAUGAAUAUGAAAUAAAAACUAAAAAAUUGUCAAACAACAACAAAAAAAGCAAUUAAAAAAAGGUGUCAGCUAGGGCUGCAGUUAUCUGAAGACUGGAAAGUCUGCUUCCAAGAGCGUUCUGAACACUCACUUCCAAGGAUCUUCCCAGACUCACUCAUAUGGCUGAAUGUUGGUGCUGGUGUUGAUAAGAGGCCUCAAUUCCUCCCCACACAGGGUCCUUUCCCCUGAGUGAUCCAAGAGAGGUGAAGACAGAAGCUGCAAUGUUUUUCAUAACUGAAACUCAAAGUCACACACUGUCACUUUUGGAGCACAGGAGUCUCCCCUUAUCUGCAGGAGAUACCUUUCAAGAACCCCGGUACAUGACUAACCCACCACUAAACCACUGUUUCUAGUGGUUUGCAUACUCUGGACAUUCCAUAAAAAUAGAAUUAUACAAAAUGUAGUCU